This is a messenger RNA of Pelobates fuscus (common spadefoot toad), 3991 nucleotides long. RefSeq names its product cilia and flagella associated protein 70 (gene CFAP70). Bases 72 to 3215 code for a protein of 1047 amino acids. The record is from RefSeq and is a predicted model, not a curated record. NCBI's taxonomy places the organism in Eukaryota, Metazoa, Chordata, Amphibia, Anura, Pelobatidae. The transcript has 27 exons. Gene Ontology annotation, molecular function: protein binding. Gene Ontology annotation, biological process: cilium movement; cilium assembly. Gene Ontology annotation, cellular component: extracellular exosome; motile cilium.
GGAAGUCUCGCGAGAUCUGUCUCAGUCGGCGGUUGCUAGGAGAUCGAGGACGCAGCACCGAAGCUGUAACCAUGGAGAUGGCACUCCCAGAUGAAAAGACUCAGCAUCCCGUGCCGGUACAGAUCACGGUUCUCAGAGCACACUAUCUGAAAGGAGUAAAAAGUGACUUUCCAGUAACGUACGUAAGGUCAGAGUUUAAUAAUGUCCUUCUCGGGGAUUCUCCAAAACUUGAAUCAUCGGUGGAAAAAUCAACGGAAUAUAACUUCACCUCCAGCUUCGACGUUGGACCUGAUGGCCCUCACAGCGUGGAUGAUGUGGCCUAUAAACCUGUUGUCUUAACCGUGUUGGAGAUCUUGCCCAAAGAGAAGAAACAGAAAGAAGAGAAGACUGUGGUUUUGGGGCAAACAACUGUGAAUUUACUCCCAUUGCUAAAAGGUGAAUGUAAUGUGAAGGUCACUCUCCCUAUUCACGCUGUGCCCGGCUCACCUCUGGAAACUGCUCGCCCAGAAAGCAAGCCAAGUUUAGAGGUGGCAGUGUCCAUCCCUGAGCCUCUCCUCUCCCAGGAGCAGAUAAAUAAGGGUAAUCUGCUGACGGUAUCCGUGGAAGGUGCUUAUUCUGUCCCUGAAUCCUGGAACUCCACAGGGCCUCAGUACAACUAUGUGGCCAGCCUUCACAUCCCUGCAGCAGGAGAGAAGCCACGUACACUCCUGUUCUCUAACGGAGUUCUGAAGCCUGGCGGAGAAAUGGAGACUGUUCCCCGUCCGAAAAAAUGGCCUGUGAGUGGAAUUAUGGCGACAGAGGCUCAGUAUCUCCCAGAAUCCUUUGUUCCAUCCAGCUCAUAUGAAGCGGAAGAUGGAGAACUUAACCGGAAGGAGGACAAGGAGUUCCGGAGAGACGCUGAGACCAAUAGAAAAAGACUAAUGUGGGACAUGGACAGACGUUGUUACCUUGAACCAUCAGCACUGAGCAGCCUUCAGAUGCGCAUAGCCGAAUGCCGCUAUUGGCCUGUGGAAAUAAUGAGACUUCCUAUUGCCAGCACCUCCAAGGCAAAAACAGGCAAAGCCGACAAAGGUGAAGAGGAUUUUCAGGUCUCUUUCCAUGGGGUGGCUUUCGUAAACAUGGUUCCUCUGCUGUAUCCUGGCAUUAAAUCGCUUCGAGGUGCGUUCCGCGUCUUUCCUUACGCAGAGACCGAAGUAUUUGAUAAGACAAAGUCUCAGGUCAGCGUUCUUCGUGACGUUGUACGGCAAUCAGCUUUGAUAAAUAAGCCUGCUGCUCCUCAAGCGAACAUCGGCUCUCCCCAUGUUCGGCAGGUACCUAGUCGCACCUUGAAAGACGAGAAAGGUCCAAAGGAAGCCGGCAGAAGGAUGUCCGCUCUGUUAAAGGCAACAGAUUUUACAGGAGAUGGAGAUGGGGUUCUUCCUGUCCUGCCACAAAAUGCCUCUCAAAACCUGGAAGGGCAGCAAUACACAGAGGCAGGCACAUACAUUUUGCUGGAACUGAGUCUGGAGAAAGCUAUGGUGCCGAAGCGUUCAUCAGAAGAGCUGGAUAUUAAAGUAAAGGAACUGCUUCCUCCACGGCCCCAGCUCCCGCGACGGACAAUGGGAGCACAGAAGGCAGUCGCAGAUUAUCAGAAUCAGAUCACCAGCAUUACCAACUCAUUACUUGAGGAGUACUGGCAGCUGUUUGGGCAGCAGGUGGAGAAUGGACAAGAGAUAGAUAGACAGACCUUGGAUGAACAAAAAAGCCAACUCAACUAUGAGCUGAAUUGCUCUGGGAAAUACUUUGCAUUUAAAGAACAACUUAAGCAUGCGGUUGUGAAGAUUGUGAGGGAGAAAUACCUGAGGACUACAGCUUUUGAAGAUCCCGAGCAGCUGCAGACAUUCCUGAGUGAGCUGUACAUCUAUCUGGUGGAUCAGAUGCACAUCACCCUAAAUAAGACUUUGUUUGAGGGCAGAGAAGAUCCCCCACCUCCUCCUAUGAGCGACCCUGAACAACUGUACCGCUUUGCCCGGGAAGCAGAGCUCAAUGAAGAUUUUACGCUGGCUGAGCUUUACUACCAGGAGAGACUGGCUCGUGACAGUCAGAGCGUUGGUCACUGGCUGGAUUAUGGCAAAUUUAAACUCCUGAUUGGUGACCAUAUUAAGGCCCAGGAAUGUUUCCACGAGGCACUGGUUAGAGACAGGAACCACCUUCACAGCUUGUUACUCUGUGGCAUAAUGGCAGUUCUGAAUGGUAAAUAUGAUGAUGCUGAAGUUUUCUUUGAAGACGCUACCUGUGUGGAUCCUACAAGUACCUUAGCUCGGACAAUGUUAGGGCUGUUUUAUGAAAUCCAAGGCAAUGAUAUCCGGAUGGAAAUGGCUUUCUCCGAUGCUAACAAACUGUGCCAACCCAAGGAAGCGAGCGAAAGACCGUCACCUGCAACAGACACUAUAGACCCUGAUAAUGCGCCAGUAGCAGAGGAGGAAACCAGCGAGAAAGGAGCAUCUGCCAGCGUCAGCACAGACAGCAUCCUAGCACCUGAAGCCCGCAGUAUUUUCAUGGAACUGGCACAAUUCCUGGCACAGGCUAAUGCCACGCAGUUUGUACACAGGGCCCUGGCUCAUGAGUUACUCUGUCCGGAUGGAGACCGGAGCUGCAAAUACCGCCUGCUGCGAGCUCAGAUGCAUCUUCAAAGAAAGGAGGUUGAAGAAGCCAAAGAAAACCUUGAUGCGGCAUUGCAGGUUGACUACCAGUGCCCAGAUGUCUGGGCUUUCCUUGGACACCUGCACAUCCAGACAGGUAACAGGAGCGAUGCUCGGGACUGCUACGAACACACGCUGAACCUGGUAGAUGAUGCGUCAGAGAUGCACCCGGUCUUUCUGCGUCUGGGAUCCAUUUAUCUGGAGGAAGGAGAGUAUGAAAAAGCUAAGAACACGUACCUGAUGGCCUGUAAACGAUCCCCUACAUGCCUUAGUUGGCUGGGAGUUGGCAUUGCGUGCUAUAGGCUGGAUGAGAUGGAGGAGGCGGAAGGUGCUCUGUCUGAAGCCAACGUUCUCAAUAAUCACAACCCCGAGGUUUGGGGAUACCUUGCACUUAUCUGCUUGAAGACCGGGAAACAGCAGGAGGCAGAGCAAUGCUACAAAUACACCUCAAAGCUAAACUUACAGAAUACAUCGCUGCUCGCAGAGAUCCGCCAGUUACAGCAGCAGGUUGGCGUUGGAGAUCCAUCUUUCUGACACCAUUCUUCCUGUGUACCAUGGGACAGUGCCAGGACUGUAACAAAUACAUGACGCAGUGACUGCUACAGAGAUAUCCAAACAGCAGUGUCCAUCUUAAAGUGCUUCCACGCUGAAUGUAUGACCUAGCUAAUAAACCUUCCACAUGUACAGCUCAGUGCCAGUAUAUGCCAUCAUUCAAUCUGUGGGUUAAUAACCCUAUCCUAACAAUCAAAUAUUUGAUCAAUUAGUAGUUAUUUUAUUUACCAUCAGCAGAGCUUUCAACACACAAAUGGUUUGUAACAGAUAUGCCAUGGUCCUACAUUGGAAGAAAUGAAUUGCCAUAUCCACCAUAUUGAGUAAAGGUGCAUCACAUCCACCAUAGUGAUGCACCACACAGGGCUAUCAGAUCCAUUGUGACAUCCUGGACAUCCUGGACACAUAUCACAUCUUGAUGGACAGCGUGUGAAAAGUACUGUCUUUCAGUAUGGAGAAUUUAUACUGGGCAGGAAACAAAUCAACUUGUUAAUCAAGAAACGGACUUCAUCAGCCUAUAGAUUUCCUUCCUGUAGCCUAUAGAAGAUAUAUAUAGAUAUAUGGAUAUUUCAGGGUAGCAUUUUCCACCAGCAUGAAGUAGUGAUAUGUCCAGGAAAACGUGGAUCUUGCAAAUCCAGUAUGACGUCAUGUGACAGUACAAUAUACGCCAUCUCCAGAUAUUUGUAUGUGUUAAAUAAGCUCCUGUAAGUUAAACUGUGCAUUUAUUACACAAGAACAAUAAAUAAUUAUUUUACUGAUAA